AGAAGAAAGAACAUCAAAAAAAAUGUUGUGCCUGUCGUCUAUUAACUUCGCUUUGCUCGGCCUCGUGCUUGGUACCACUGGGCAAUUUGGCGCCUCUACCGUUGUAAGAGAAAGGAGGGCUUUAAACGUCCCCUUGAAUGGGGGUAUAACGCUAAAUUUUGACGAGGGUAUGCGUGAUUUCAAUGUUAACGGAAAAAGCAUUGGUAUUCAAAGACAGACUUUAGUCGCUUUCCAAGCUACUCUUACAAGUGGCAAUAUCGGACCUAACUACGCCGAUGGCGCAAUUAAAUUCAACGACGUAGCUUUAAACAUUGGAAACGGCUACAAUCCAAGCACAAGAAAUUUACUGCUCCCACUGCAGGUCUUUACCAGUUUACUGCAACGUACCUUCAACUUAAUGGAUACAACUCUCGCGUUAUGCUAAUGAAAAAUAAUGGUAAAAUCAGUGAUAUACAUGCACACCACAAAACUUACGAUCAACUGACGAAAACAAUUUUUGUAGUUUUGGAAAAGGGCGACAUAUUCUGGGUUAAGUUGCUUAACGGUAGUACCUAUGCCAUUACAGGGUCUUAUCGAUAUACCGAAUUCGGUGGAUUUCUCUUGUCUGCCAGUUUCCAAAAAUGAUAACUAUGACCAGAAUUUAGCGCUCAUUCUUGCAUGCACGCAUGCGCGUUGUCUAAAGUGCUAUACUUACUAUAAUAUCAUGGAUUUAGGAAAUUUUAUAUUAUUCCAAAUAAUUUUGCAAAUUUA
This is a messenger RNA of Dendronephthya gigantea, 750 nucleotides long. RefSeq lists its product as uncharacterized. The transcript is spliced from 3 exons. Bases 23 to 424 code for a protein of 133 amino acids. Gene Ontology annotation, molecular function: protein binding. Lineage: Eukaryota; Metazoa; Cnidaria; Anthozoa; Malacalcyonacea; Nephtheidae. The record is from RefSeq and is a predicted model, not a curated record.